AUGGGCAACAGCCACUCAGAGCAGGAGCAACAGUCAGAGAAAAGCCUCGUGAGGGGCGACACUGAGAAGGGAAAAGCGAAAGAGGCAGAAAAGACCACCACUAAGGUUUCCACCCCCAAGCUCUUAAGCCCUGUGCCACCCAACAACGUCUUUACCAAAACCUCAGCCACAGGGCCCAUCAUCGCAGGAGGCAGCCCUGGCCCCCAACCCUCAGCCAACACAGCAGAGACCAGCACCAGUGGCCCCCAACCCUCAGCCAACACAGCAGAGACCAGCACCAGUGGCCCUAAACCCUCAGCCAACACAGCAGAGCCUAGCACCAGUGGCCCUCAACCCUCAGCCAACACAGCAGAGGCUAGCGGCAGUGGCCCCCAACCCUCAGCCAACACAGCAGAGACUAGCAUCAGUGGCCCCCAACCCUCAGCCAACACAGCAGAGCCUAGCACCAGUGGCCCUAAACCCUCAGCCAACACAGCAGAGACCAGCACCAGUGGCCCCCAACCCUCAGCCAACACAGCAGAGACUAGCGGCAGUGAAAGCACCAAGACCCAGCCCACCCCCACUGCCCCAGCCAAGACCCAGCCAACUCCCACUGCCCCAGCCAAGACCCAGCCCACCCCCACUGCCCCAGCCAAGACCCAGCCAACUCCCACUGCCCCAGCCAAGACCCAGCACACCCCCACUGCCCCAGCCAAGACCCAGCCAAAACCCACUGCCCCAGCCAAGACCCAGCCAACCCCCACUGCCCCAGCCAAGACCCAGCCAACCCCCACUGCCCCAGUCAAGACCCAGCCAACCCCCACUGCCCCAGUCAAGACCCAGCCCACACCUACCAUCCCAGGUAAGACCCAGCCCACACCUACCAUCCCAAGUAAGACCCAGCCCACACCUACCAUCCCAGCCAAGACCCAACAAGAUCCUCCUCCUCAAAAUAUCACUGCCAGGUCACCACUGAUUAGGAUUAGUCAACCCGAUGGAACACGUAUUACCCUUGAUGAACUGAAGUCUAAACUUAGAACCCUUUGUGGUGACACUCACAGCAGCACGGGCACAAGCGGCAGCACGGGCACAAGCGGCAGCACGGGCACAAGCGGCAGCACGGGCACAAGCGGGAGCACGGGCACAAGCGGGAGCAUUGAGGAUAGAAAGUCUUUGCCUAUAUCACCACCAAUGGUUACUAAACCCCAGAGGAGAUCCAGGAGACCAGAUGGAACAUCUAUUACUCUUCAUGAACGGAAGGAUGGACUUCCAGAGAACAAGAAAACCAGCACCCCUAGUGGUGACACUGGCAACAACAAGGGCACAAUCAGCAGCACACCCACUGGUUCUCUCAAAGUGCCUCCAAACUUUGUGCUCUCCAAAAAGAUUCUGAAAAAGAUUGAGCAUAGGAUGGAGUAUGUGAAGAAGCAGGAGAGUCUGCCUCCCCCUCCCAGCCCACUGAGGCAGGCGUCAGUCAGGGCAGCUCUGAACGGAGUCCCCUUCAUCGAGGCUGUCAAAACUUCCACGCCUAAAGUCAAGCCUGCUCACAGAGAGGCAAAGGCCCAGAAAGCCAAGACCUCCAAAUCAGACUAUAACUUCAGCACUGCUGCCCAGACAAUACAGCCAGCAUGCCAGCCACAGCACAACCCAGAGCCUGCUAGCAAACCAGACAAACCACCUGGAACUUCAGCAGCACCCGUCCCAAAUGCUGUCUCACCUGUCCCAAACAACUUGUCCUUUUCUCUUGGGACAACCACACCUUCAGCACAAACCCAGAAAGAGAAACGGUCUAAAACCCAACCUCAGACUAAAGCAGCCCCUGAGGCUCAGGGCGCUGGUAGCACCUCGACCAGUUGCACCACGAGCAUCACCGGUAAACCAGCGGGGACAGGAAGCAGCAGCCAGCUCACCUUCUCUCCCAACUCUGUGAACGGACGUGCCCAGGCUGCCAGACUGAGGCUGAAGCAGAUGAGAGAGGACAGGUCCAGGGCCCAGCCAGCAGAGGACAGGUCCAGGGCUCAGCCAGCAGAGGACAGCAAAGAGGACAGGUACAGGGCUCAGCCAGCAGAGGACAGCAGAGAGAACCACCUCUCGACAGAGCCACCCAGAGCUUCACAUCGAGCACCAGUUCAACCCCCACCACGACCCCUCACACCAGGACCAAGCCAAUAUCGAGGCCCUAUCACCAUCAAGCAGGGACAGAAGCCCUCAAGAGGACAGCCAGAAGCCAGACCCACUACAGAGGGCAAGAAACAGCCAGAGGUCAAACCCUCAACAGAGAGCAAGAAACAGCCAGAGAUCAAACCCUCAAAAGAGGGUAAGAGUCCACAGCAGCUGCAGGAGGGCAUCAGGGAAGCAUCAGGAUUCACCAGGACACACUACACUAACUGGUACAUAUCUAAUGACCAGUUGUCCUCCUUUACAGAGCCCAUGGUUGCCGAGGCAACACAGCUGAUGGACAGGUAUCAGAAGUAUUGUAAUGAGUUCCAUUAUCCUGAUGGCAGAGGUGUGGUAGACUUCUCCAAGUUCAGCAUGUCUACAACACUUGGCGGUAAGGUGAGGGAGGUGGAUGAUCCUACAGAGGUAAACACAGCCUUUGAGGAGUGGUACAGUGGCAUCAACCCUUUCACACCUAAAACUACUACUGACAUACCCACUACCCAGCUACCCCAAGCCUCAGACUCAAAACCCACGCCAGAUGCCCCAGCCAAGGCUCCUCCCGCUCAGUCCAGGAGGGCAGAAAAGGUGAAGAGAAAGGAUACCAAGAAAGAGGAACAAAUUGAGGAUAUCCCACCAGCCUCUCCCCAGUCUCCCAAGUGCCCUCCCUACCCAUCAGGCUGCUGGCACCCGUUCACAGUGGAUAAGUCCUGCUCGCGCCAGGCCCGCUGCCAGCACCGUGCCACUAACGCAGCGCUGCCACCAAACGUCACCAAGUGGUUGAACGUGAGGAGGAACUACCUGUGUGAGCCCCUCUGGGUCACCACGGCAACCCUAGCCACCUCCCUAGCACUGAGAGAGAGAGAGGAGAGACUCGCUAGUAACACACAUUCAUUCACAAAUACUGGAGGAAAUAUUUAUACCGAGUAGUACAGUAGUCAUGUUAAGUCACCUAUUAAAUUACACUGUAGACCAUAAGUCAGGAACAAAAAGAUUUUAUUAUUUUAAAAAUGUCAAAAAUGUUGAUAAUCUUUCAGAAACAAACAUUUGUAUUUUCCAGAUCAAUUAGAUUACAAACCAUUGAGGAGGUGGAGCAAGACAUUAAACAAAUACUUUUACAGCAAUUCUCUUUGUCAGUUGCCAGGAGACGAGGCCAGGGCAUUGAAGAUGAUACCUCAGAGGACAAGGAGAAGCCAAAUAAGCAGGUGUAAUAAUGCAGGACAUCAACCAUUUAGAGACAUAUGGAAGACCACCACUGUAUUGGCCACUGUGCUACAGCACACUAUGAAUUAGUAAAAUGGCUAAAUAUACCCUAUUCCCUAGACAUAAACUCUCCAAAAACAUUCCUCAAAGCAGUCAGGGUAAAUAGAAACUUGGACAUUAGAAUGUGCCAACACAUUAAUCUUUAAACUCGGGGGAAUUCCUAAAAAAGGUGGACAAAGCAGUCAGGAGCCACUGAACAGACUGACCUUAGAUGUGAAGUGAUGACUUUAUUUCAGUACAUUUCACUGCGAUGCGUAAAACACUCCGUCAGACUAGGAUGUAAAAAAUAAUAA
Molecule: messenger RNA, 3692 nt
Organism: Oncorhynchus keta (chum salmon)
Lineage: Eukaryota; Metazoa; Chordata; Actinopteri; Salmoniformes; Salmonidae
Exons: 5
Coding region: 1-3066 (1021 amino acids)
Source: RefSeq, a predicted model, not a curated record